Molecule: messenger RNA, 375 nt
Organism: Peronospora matthiolae
Lineage: Eukaryota; Oomycota; Peronosporomycetes; Peronosporales; Peronosporaceae
Source: the annotation of a GenBank genome assembly
AUGAAGUGCACUGCUCUUGCCGUCACCGCGCUAGUUGCAGUAGCAAGCGUCGCCUCAGCUACUGACUACCAGCCGGCGCUCCGAGCCCUUGCUGCAUUGGAACCAGCUACACCCAGCACUGACACGAUGGCAGCGGGUCCUACCGAGCGACAUUCGCAUCGUGUUGAGGCUGCUGCUGAUGUAGCUGCGGAAAACGAGUCUACUGCCGUCAUCGGUGCGGAAGGCAAGAAGUCCAAGGAGUGGUGGGGAGGCUUGGGAUGGGGACGUCCCUGGGGGUGGCUUUGGGGGAUGGGGUGGCUACGGUGGUGGAUGGGGAGGAUACGGUGGCGGAUGGGGAUGGUAGACCUCACACAUACUGGACAUUGCGCCGACUGA